This is a messenger RNA of Zygotorulaspora mrakii, 504 nucleotides long. It is a transcript of the gene TVP18, whose product is annotated as Tvp18p. The coding region runs from base 1 to 504 and encodes 167 amino acids. The transcript has a single exon. Gene Ontology annotation, biological process: vesicle-mediated transport. Lineage: Eukaryota; Fungi; Ascomycota; Saccharomycetes; Saccharomycetales; Saccharomycetaceae. The record is from RefSeq and is a predicted model, not a curated record. Gene Ontology annotation, cellular component: Golgi membrane.
AUGGCUGUAAAUAUUCGACAAUUUAUAAAUGUUGGUGGUAUUAUCAGUGAUUUGAAAAGUUUCAAUUUCAGCUUAUAUGGGCAAUGGUUUGGAUACAUCAAUAUUAUUCUUUGCCUCGCAUUAGGCAUAGCAAACUUAUUUCAUGUUAGCGCAGUAAUCGCGUUUGGAAUUGUUAGUAUAGUUCAAGGACUGAUUAUACUUUUUAUUGAGAUCCCGUUUCUGUUGAAGAUAUGUCCAUUGAGUAAUAAUUUUAUUGAAUUUAUUAAGAAAUUCGAAACUAAUGGUUACAGAUGUCUCUUUUAUAUUGGUAUGAGUGUAAUCCAAUGGUGCUCAAUAAUUCUACAAGCAACAAGUUUAAUAGUUGUUGCAGUUGGACUAACAAUAUCAGCAAUCAGCUAUGGCAUUGCAUUCAGUAAGCAUCAGGAAUUUCAAAAUACAAAGAUAUUGAAAAAUCCACAAGAUGACGAUUUCCCACAUGAAGCAAUUGUAAGGGAAAUGUUAUGA